AUGCAGGUGACCACAUCUCCCCAGCACGAACUGGAGGAAGGUGGAGAAGUAGGUGGAGCCAAGGAGGAAGCUGGAGGUAAGGAUGGGGCCGAGGAGGAAGGUGGAGAUAAGGGCGGGGCCAAGGAGGAAGGUGGAGAAGGGGGUGGGGCCAAGGAGGAAGUUGGAGAUAAGGGCGGGGCCGAGGAGGAAGGUGGAGAAGUGGGUGGGGCCAAGGAGGAAGCUGGAGAUAAGGGCGGGGCCAAGGAGGAAGGUGGAGAAGGGGGUGGGGCCAAGGAGGAAGCUGGAGAUAAGGGCGGGGCCAAGGAGGAAGGUGAAGUGGGCGGAGCCAAGGAGGAAGCUGGAGAUAAGGGCGGGGCCAAGGAAGAAGGUGGAGAAGGGGGUGGGGCCAAGGAGGAAGCUGGAGAUAAGGGCGGGGCCAAGGAGGAAGGUGAAGUGGGUGGGGCCAAGGAGGAAGCUGGAGAUGAGGGCGGGGCCGAGGAGGGAGGUGGAGAAGUGGGUGGGGCCAAGGAGGAAGCUGGAGAUGAGGGCGGGGAAAAGGAGGAAGGUGGAGAAGUGAGUGGAGCCAAGGAGGAAGCUGGGGAAAUGAGUGGGGCCAAACCACUAGUUGCUCCUAAGCUGUGGUGA
Choloepus didactylus (southern two-toed sloth) is the source of this 624-nucleotide messenger RNA. Its product is annotated as paraneoplastic antigen Ma6E-like. NCBI's taxonomy places the organism in Eukaryota, Metazoa, Chordata, Mammalia, Pilosa, Megalonychidae. The transcript has 2 exons. The record is from RefSeq and is a predicted model, not a curated record. The coding region runs from base 1 to 624 and encodes 207 amino acids.